GUUUCUCAUUCCAAAGGUACACAUCACGCACGAAGAGUCAACCUUGAUGACGCUUCGCGGACGCACGUCGAAAACGCUCCCCUGUUGGCGUGGACUGGUGUGCUGUGUGGCAGAGGUCAGGUCCUUAGCGACCGCUUGACGGACGGAUUGUGGUUCCAUUCUUGCUCCACUCAUGGCUGACGACGACCACACCCUUGACAUGGCUCAAGCCGACUCCCAGCGUAGGAAACCAAGCACCACACAAUCCAAGGAGCAAACACCUCCAUCUCUCUGUCUGUCUGUGUGUCCUGCAUCCAUCCAUUCCCAUGCCAUGACAGCGGGUGAAGAUUCGUCCUCUCCCCCGCCCCCCACAGCGACGUUAGAGUUGACUCAGUGUCCCGACGCUGUGCGGUCCAAGCUGGCGGGCACCUCGGUGACGGUCACAUCGGACGGCCUGGUGGUCGGCCGCAAAGUGGAUGGACUCCCGGACGCAUUUGCCCUCACUGGCGCACAGGGGUACACAGCGACUUUUGGGGAGAAUGAUGCCUGCCCAUGGUUCGGAGGGGUGUGUGUGUGUGAGUUUGUUUGUGUGCAGAGUGUCGAAGCAUCAUUUCGAGGUGACGUUAGGCGAGGACCGGCAGUUCAUGAUCACAGACAAGAGCAGUAAGAGGGAGGGAGGGAGGGAGGGAGGGAAGGGGUCAUGUGGGUCAGCCGUGACGUGUGUGUGACGUUGGUUGUGUGUCAGCCAAUGGGAUUUACCUGAAUGCCGUCAAGAUCGCAGACAAGAGCACAGCGCGACUCGACAACGGUACACACACACCGAGGGUGUUCCCGGCCACGUGGAUGGAUGCCCCAUGUGUCUGCCCACUUGUGUGUGUGUGUCACUCCUCACCUCCCGGCAUUGCAGGGACCACGGUUGGCCUCAUGAAUCCCAGUGCUGGCGCCGACAGUGAGCAUACACACACACAUACGUACCACAGACCAGCUGCGUGACGGCAGUCAUUGUGUGUGUGUUUUGCCUCCACUCACUUCUGUAUGAUGGCUGGUUGGAUUGCGGCCGUCAGAGAGGAUUGUGUUUGUGUUCAAGUACCCCGACCAGCCCCCCGUCCAGCCCCCCGUCAAUGACGACGAGACGUCAGAGGAGGAGGAGGAGGAGGAGGAGGAAAUGCAGUUCUUCGACGAGCCUGCACCUGCACCUGCACCUGCACCGGCCGCUGCUGCCGCGGCCGCUGCCCCUGCGGGUAAACAAGACCGCCCUCCCAUUCAAUUCACCCAGCCCAGCCACCCACCCACCCACACACACCCAUUGCGGUGCAUCAAUGUGUAGGUGGCUCUCUGUCCAAGAAGCGCAAGCGUCGCGAGAGCCAGGCUGCUGCGGGGGGCGAGGAUGAAGACGAGGAUGAGGGCAUCGGGGCCGAGCUCGAGUGCGGCGUCUGCAGGGAGAUCAUGUACAGACCACUCGCAGUCCUGAAUUGCAUGCACAAGGUCAGAGGGACAGAAUGGGGGGCGAUAAUGGUGUAUAUCGCUCGUCAUCUGUGUGUGUCUGCUUGUUAUUCUCUCAUGAGUUCAGUUUUGUUCGGCGUGUUUGCACGACUGGCUGACGACUCAAGACACCAACGGCCGGCGCAAGUGCUGCCCCAUGUGCAAGGGGCCGGUUGUCGACGUGAGCUGACCUGACAGACCUCACGCACACAAUACCAACCAACGCCCCGCCCCCCACACACAUCCACCAUACACACUCUCUCUCUAUCUGUGUGUGUGUGUGUGUCAGGUUGUGCGCGAUACGUCCUUUGCCAACGUCGUGGAGGAGUACCUCGCCAAGCACCCCAACAAGUGAGGAGGAGAACACCACACACACACACACACACACAAAUCCACCACAGACGGUCAUCCUUUGGUCGCCCACCGGUCAGGCAGCGGUCGCAGGCCGAUCGAGAUGAGAUGGACAAGAAGGACAAGGCAGUCAGGAAAUUCGUAAGCCAAGGCCCCAUACACACACACACACACACACACACAUUUUCCUGACACUGUAGAUGGGCGGGGGCAAGCAGCGGCGGGCCUACGAUGACGACGACGACCUCAGAGACGACUACUCAGAGGUUUGCUAUGAUACACAAACAGAGGGACGGGGCGCGUGUGAUAGAUAAUGUUUUCGUCCCACACAUCCUGUCCUGCCUGCGGCGGCAGGGUUCUGGUGACGACGACGUGCCGAAUGAGUGUUUCAACUGCAACGCGGCCAGCGCACGGGACGGAUACAGAUGCCCAUCGGACCCCGCACAAAGACAACACGUAGGCGUGUGGUAUGAGGGAGGGGAGGGGGAAGAACCACAUCCACGUGCACUGUGUGUGUGUCCCCUUGUGUGUCAGACGAUGUGCAACGAGUGUUUCCAGCUGAUGCCCCGGCGCGACCCUCCCCCGCCCAACUGCCCAAUGAAAUGUACACACACACACCAUGGCCACAUACAUUCACACACACAUGGCUGACUGGUGAGGUCAUUCCUGCCUGUGUGUGCCCACCCCACGGUGUGGUGUGGUGUGUGUCAGGUUUCAUAUGUGACAAGUACUUCUGCUCGCCCUACCGCCCGCUGUGUCCCGGGUCCAUGUUCCAGGGCGGCGACAGAGCAUUCAUCGGGUGCAGUACGGAGGGAGGGAUGGAUGCACAAAACGGUCUGUCUGCCUGUGGGCAUGUACGCGUGUGGUGUGUGUGUGCGGUUGUCCCUCAUGUCAGGGGGGAUUCGCUGCAGCGUGCCAAGGACAUGGACGCCAUCAACACCAUACCCGAUAAGACAUUCAAAUUCAACAGUUUCGAAAAGGUGAGCCCCCCCCUGUCGCGGAUGGAUGGAUGGAUGUGUGUGAUGCUCCUCUCUCUCCCGAGCUUGCUGCACUUGUAGGGCAUUCUGCGUGAGGUGUUCGCCAACACACAGACGACGGUCAAGCAGGCGCUCACUUCGGUGUUCCAGAACCUAGCCAACGCUGCAGCUGCUGGGGGCGGUGCUGCUGGUGCAGGGGGUGCUGCCAGUGGUGAUGGUGGUGCUGCCAGCGCAUCGGGCACUCAGACGCAGACACAGGGCCCACCUGCCCCGCCCGGCACACUCAGCGUCAAAUCACGUGAGACUGAGAGAGGACACAAAUGCACGGGUGUGGGGUGGUGUGUGCGCUGCGCAUGGCGGCGCUGGUGUGGUGUGGUGCACUGCAGGGACUGGUUUGGUGAAGCACAUCAGUGGGGACGAGUACGUCUGCCGCCGAUGCGGCGUCGAUGUCAUUGCCGGUACGGUGUGUAUGAUAGCAAACAAACCGACGGUGCCGCACACAAAGAAAGACACACACACAGCUCUCUUGUUGCCUCCCUCUCCCCUGUAUGCCUCUCCCCCUCUCCCGUGCACUGCAGAGGCGCUGUAUGAGUACCGUGCGUCACUGCCCCGCCCGUCGCUGCCGCAGCGUGCCCAGGCGCAGACGCAGAACUGCUGGUGGGGCCGCAACUGCCGCACGCAGAACAGGGACCACCACGCGCAGAAGCUCAACCACAUCUGCGAACAGACCAGAUUCACAUGAGGACAUGAGGAGGGAGGGGUGGGCAUCGAUGGAUGGAUGGAUGGAUGUGGCAGAGAGGCCAGCAUGGGUGUCGUGGCCAGUCAUUUCAUGCGUGUCGUGUAUUUAGCUGAGAGACUUGUUCGUCGCUCAGAGGUGGAUGACGGGAUGGGUGCGUGUGUUCCUUGACCGACGGACGGUGUAUGGUAGGGAUGCAGAGGCGGCACUCAACGCCA
This is a messenger RNA of Vitrella brassicaformis, 3743 nucleotides long. The record is from the annotation of a GenBank genome assembly. NCBI's taxonomy places the organism in Eukaryota, Vitrellaceae.